CUUUUUUUUUUCUUUCUUUCUUUUAAAGGAUUGAGUUUAUUGUUAUUAUUAAUAUUAUAUGACAGGUUGUUUUCACUAUUAUUUUUAAACCUGUUUUACGCGAUUAUGGGUUCAAAUACUUCUAAAGAAGAUAAAACUGUGGACGAUGGCUAUUUACAUACUUUAGGACUUUAUGCCAAUGUUACUCAAGAUUACGAUAAAAAGACAAUACGUAAAUUGAUUACUACAAGAAAACUAGCACCCUUUUACAAAGGUCUAGACGAAGUUGUUAGUAGUAGUUCCAAUACUUUUAUGGAAAAAUCACCUUCUCCACCUUUAUCCUCGUCAUCAUCCACCAGAAAUAAUAAUACUAGUCAAAUGUAUUUAUAUUCAGAUGCAGUGGAAUGUCCUAUUUGUUUUUUAUAUUACCCUUCCAAUAUCAAUUAUUCCAAAUGUUGUGAUCAACCUAUAUGUACAGAAUGUUUUGUUCAAAUCAAACGUACUGAUCCUCUUUUACCAGCAUGUUGUCCAUUUUGUGUUCAACCUAACUUUGGUAUUAUUUAUCAUUUUGCAUCAUCUAUCACCCAUCCUCAGCGACAUUCAACAUUAUUCCCCUUCAAUAUUUCUUGUCAUCAUGCGAUCACAAAAAACGUCACUACCCGAUCUAGUUCUGGUUACGAAUUAUCACCCGAUCAAGGUCGAUCCUCACAUGGUUCAUUACAGAAAACUAAUAGUCAAAUACGACGAUCUUUAGUAAAACAAAAACCAUCUAUGAUAGUCCUAGCUGAUCAUAUCCGACCAGACAUCCAAUCAACCACAACAACAGCCACAACAAGAUCAUCAUUACAAUCAACCAAUUUGGAAUCAUCCUUACCGUUAAGACGAUAUUAUGCUACGGAUAUGACUAUGGAAACACCUAGUUUUGAGGAAUGGAUGAUUUUGGAAGCUGUACGGCGAUCGUUACAGGACCAACAACAACAACAACAACAACAACAACAACAACAACAACAACAACAACAACAACAAGAUUCAGUAGAUUAUAGUGAUCGUCAUCCAUUCUCUUCUUCUCCGCCUCCUCAUACUACUUCUCCUCCUUCGUCUUCUACUACGACUUCUCUUCCUUAUGGUCAACGUAUGUCUACUGCUGCUACUGGUCUUGCCUCAGAUGAAUCUUCUAUUCUAUGCUAAGUUUUAUCCAUUCAAGAAACGAUACGGUGUUGUACAUUUUUUUUUCUUCUUCCUUCUACAUAUGUACAUAUAGUGAUAAUGAUAUUGAUAGCGAAAAUAAUAGUAGUCGUGGUAGUAGUAACAGUAGUUUAUAUAUAUAUUACAUAUACAUAGUUUUUAUCGCUCACUCUUUUUUUUUUUUAUGAAUAAAAAUAUAUACCGCCUUU
Messenger RNA from Halteromyces radiatus, 1373 nucleotides. RefSeq lists its product as uncharacterized. NCBI's taxonomy places the organism in Eukaryota, Fungi, Mucoromycota, Mucoromycetes, Mucorales, Cunninghamellaceae. The record is from RefSeq and is a predicted model, not a curated record. Bases 106 to 1167 code for a protein of 353 amino acids. The transcript has 5 exons. Gene Ontology annotation, cellular component: cytoplasm.